Molecule: messenger RNA, 3460 nt
Organism: Colius striatus (speckled mousebird)
Lineage: Eukaryota; Metazoa; Chordata; Aves; Coliiformes; Coliidae
Product: rho guanine nucleotide exchange factor 4-like
Biological process (GO): intracellular signal transduction
Molecular function (GO): guanyl-nucleotide exchange factor activity; protein binding
Source: RefSeq, a predicted model, not a curated record
UCCAGCUCAGUCCUCAGCCAGCACUGCCAGGUACCACUGCCCUGGGAGCAGCUACGCAGGGCUUUGCCCAUUUCCUCCCCCAGCAGAGCAGAGCCCCUGGCUCUCCCUCUUACCUGCCUGCAUGAGGACCCAGCAGUGCCCCAGUGAGUCCAGCGGGGCACACAGUGGAGAAAACUGCAGCAGCAGCGGGAGCUCCGGGCUAUCCCCGGGUUCGGAUUCAGACAGCAGUGGGGUGGUGUGUGGUGGUGGUGGCAUGAGAGGUGUCCUGUCCAGAUACUGGAGCUUGGAGAGUCUGCACUCUGCCACAGUGAUUGCUGACGGGGCGCUGGAUAAGACGGCUCUAACGGACGACGUGGGAAGCGAGGAGGAUCUGUACGAGGACUUCCGGAGCUCCAACCACCGCUACGGCCACGCCGGGGGCGGCGGGGAGCAGCUCGCCAUCAAUGAGCUCAUCAGUGAUGGCAGUGUGGUGUAUGCAGAAGCCCUCUGGGACCAUGUCACGAUGGACGACCAAGAGCUGGGAUUCAAGGCUGGCGAUGUCAUUGAAGUGAUGGAUGCGACCAACAAGGAGUGGUGGUGGGGGAGGAUUCUGGACAGUGAAGGCUGGUUUCCAGCCAGCUUUGUACGGCUGCGAGUCAACCAGGAUGAACCCAUGGACGAUUAUGCCCUGAAGGUAGAGGGCGGCAAAGAGGACGACUCCAGCAGCGGCCCCCGGCGCUUUGGGAUGGGGCAGACCACCAAAGACCAGAUGAGGACCAAUGUCAUCAAUGAGAUCAUAAGCACAGAGAGAGACUACAUCAAACAUCUGAAGGACAUUUGUGAGGGUUACAUUAAGCAGUGCCGCAAAAGAGCCGACAUGUUUACAGAAGAACAGCUGAAGACAAUCUUUGGGAACAUUGAGGACAUCUACAGGUGCCAGAAGAAGUUUGUUAAAGCACUAGAGAAGAAAUUCAACAAAGACCAUCCACAUUUGAGUGAAGUUGGCUCCUGCUUCUUGGAAUACCAAACUGAGUUCCAGAUCUACUCUGAGUACUGCAACAACCACCCCAAUGCCUGCAUGGAGCUGUCUCGCCUCACCAAGGUCAACAAGUACGUCUACUUCUUCGAAGCCUGUCGCCUGCUGCAGAAGAUGAUCGACAUCUCCCUGGAUGGCUUCCUGCUGACUCCUGUGCAGAAAAUCUGCAAAUACCCACUGCAGCUGGCUGAGCUGCUCAAAUACACCAACCCUCAGCACAGAGAUUUUAAAGACGUUGAAGCUGCCUUAAAUGCCAUGAAGAACGUUGCUCGGCUCAUCAACGAGAGAAAGCGGCGGCUGGAGAACAUUGACAAAAUUGCCCAGUGGCAGAGUUCAAUAGAAGACUGGGAGGGUGAAGAUGUCCUAGUCAGAAGCUCAGAACUCAUCUACUCCGGGGAAUUAACCAAAAUCUCCCAGCCUCAAGCAAAGAGCCAACAGAGGAUGUUCUUCCUCUUCGAUCACCAGCUGGUGUGCUGCAAGAAGGACCUCCUGCGCCGGGACAUUUUGUACUACAAGAGUCGCAUUAACAUGGAUGAUAUGGAAAUACUGGAUGUGGAAGAUGGGAAGGACAAAGACUUCAAUCUCAGUGUGAAAAAUGCAUUCAAGCUGCACUGCCGAGACCCUGAGGAGGUUCACCUGUUCUGUGCAAAAAAGCCUGAGCAGAAACAGCGCUGGCUGAAGGCAUUUGAGAAUGAAAGGAGACAGGUCCAGCUCGACCAGGAGACGGGCUUUUCAAUCACAGAGGUGCAGAAAAAGCAGGCGAUGCUGAAUGCCAGCAAGCAGCACCACACUGGGAAGCCCAAGGCUGUCACCAGGCCCUACUACGACUUCCUGAUGCGUCAGAAGCAUCCCACGCUGCCCACCACCCUCCCUCAGCAGCAGGUCUUCAUGCUGGCAGAGCCCGCGCAAGCCCUCGAACUUCUGGCAGAACAUCAGCAGGCUGACGCCCUUCCGGAAAUAGGGCAGCGCCGUGCCUGUGCCUCAAGCCCUGCCCCGAAAGCACUUUAUCCACCAGCCCUGGGAGCUGGAGCCCAGCUGCUCCCAGACCUUUGCUCUCAGAGGAUCACACGUGUGCUCCCGCCUUCCCUAUUUAUUUCGCGGCCCGCCCGAGCGCCGCUGCCUCCGAGGUGAGACGGCGCGUGGGAGCCCGGCCCCGCUCAGCGCCCGCAAGGAGGGCACAGGAGGGGUCCUGACACGUGUCCCCUGAAAAGCUGGUGCUUGGCAGCUGUCCUUUUGUCCCCUGCUUGCCGUGGCCUGGCAGCUGUGGGGGGCGGCAGCUGACAGAGCUGCCGGAGCUGCCGGCUCGGCGGCCCCCGACACGCUCCGAGCGCUGGGUCUGAGUCAGCGACACGAUGCAUUUUCCACGGAGGGAUGAGCCCUUCUGCUCCCUGCCCACCCCACUGCCCACGUUUCUCAGAGACCUGAUCCUCUUCCACCCCUCUAACCGAUUCAGUUCGCCUUUGCAGGCCCUCAGAUGACACAACAGUGAGUACUGCACCGGGACCUCUUCCCUUCCUCUAGCCCGACUGUAGAGUCCCCGGAACCGUGCCAAGCGGCCUGCAGCAUGAGCUAAACUUCAACAGUCUCUCUAGUGGGUUUGAGUUGCAUUCAGUUUAGAGAAAAACAAACACAUGUGCCUAAUCCAUACCGUACUCACCUCCUUUAGGCUGUGGUGUCUCCCUCGUCCUGCCCCGCCGUGGUUCCUGGCCAAUGAAAAUGCCCAUUGUUUGUAACGUGUUUGUUUAUUUAUGGUAAAAACCAGAACUGUGUAUUUUGUAAGUCUGUAACUGUUCUCGUCACAUGUUGUUAACUUGAUGCCUGUUUUGUCGGGUUUUUUUUGUUGUUGUUUGGUUUUGGUUUGGUUUUUUUUUUCAGUUAUUUUAAAGAAAGGUCAAUAUUUGCAAACCUUGCUCCCAGAAAUCAGAGUGUGCACAGAACUCUGCCAGAGCAGCCCUCUGACAGACCUGCCCUGCCACUGCUCUGCCAACCCAGCUCAAGGGGUAUUACUGAAGGUUUUUGACACCUCUAAAAAAAAUAAUGGAAAGCCACUUUAACUAGGCCUAAAUUUGGUAUCAAGAGCCUCAUUUGAAGGACCCAGGUUUCAAACUGUGGCCAAAAAAAAAAGUUAUUGAAAGCUUGGUUAGCAAAAGGAAAGAUUUGCCUUACCAUAGCAAGAGUUAGAAGCCAUACUGACUGAAUUCCCUAGCUUAGGAGACAUCCUGUGACAUUGGACACCUGCUCAUUCCAACAUGAUGCCAGUGUGACUGAGCAGUGACUGUCUGUAGAGCUCAGAAAUCCAGUGUUGUUGAUGCUGUAGCUGACCAAAGUCUGGUCAUCCAGGGAUAUCUGAAUUCAGUAGCAUGUACAGAGUCAUUCUUGCACUAUAUUAUCUUCCCCCCAGACCAGGGGCAACAUUUAAUUUCAUAAAGAAACUUGUAAAAGUGA